AUGUCAACGACUGAUUGUCCGCCCGUUUUAGCCACCACCCUCUGCCACUGUCAACCUUCUUCCAAAAUUCAUAAUCCAAUCACGAAAGUGCCUACAUUGCUGCAGUAUCUGUUUACCAUACCUAAUCCGUUCCAGACGCAGCUAACCCGGUGGCCUUUAGCGCGCAUUGAUUGCACCACAUACCAAGAAAAUGUCACCUGGCCAGCCAAAUAUAUUUUCAGAGUUCGCAAUGCUCUUCAAACUAAUCUUAGUAUUCAUGAUUUCAUGCUGGUGAUGACUGUCCAAAAUGGGGAAAAUAUCAAACCGCAAGAAGAAAGAAAUCUAUUAUUUGUGAAAUAUCUAAUUAUGAAUGUUUGUUGUAAAUGCCAAACCCAAUGAAUUGAUUCCAAUGUCUGCCUAUCUGUUAUGUUAGUGCGUCGUGCGAUUUCUAAACAAUUGAUGAGGCUGCAGAUAUGAGGUGGAGUCAAUAAAUUAAUAUUUACACACACUUAUCAGAUAUUAUUUAUGUACCUGAUGGAGGGUUUUUUAAUUAAACAUAA
Messenger RNA from Hermetia illucens (black soldier fly), 539 nucleotides. RefSeq lists its product as uncharacterized. The record is from RefSeq and is a predicted model, not a curated record. The transcript has 3 exons. Bases 1 to 378 code for a protein of 125 amino acids. NCBI's taxonomy places the organism in Eukaryota, Metazoa, Arthropoda, Insecta, Diptera, Stratiomyidae.